Cylindrotheca closterium is the source of this 369-nucleotide messenger RNA. The record is from the annotation of a GenBank genome assembly. Lineage: Eukaryota; Bacillariophyta; Bacillariophyceae; Bacillariales; Bacillariaceae.
AUGUCUGGAAAAGGAAAAGGAGGCCGUGGAGAAAAGAAGUCCACCACUUCGUCUGCCAAGGCAGGACUUCAGUUCCCCGUUGGUCGUAUCGGACGUUACCUUCGUCAAGGAAAGUACGCCACUCGUAUGGGAGCCGGAGCCCCCGUCUACCUUGCUGCCGUCUUGGAGUACCUUUGCGCCGAGAUUCUAGAACUUGCUGGAAACGCUGCACGUGACAACAAGAAGUCUCGUAUCGUGCCCCGUCACAUCACCCUUGCCGUCAAGAACGAUGAGGAAUUGAACAAGCUUCUUGGAGGAGUCACGAUUGCUUCUGGAGGUGUUCUUCCAAACAUUCACGCUGUUCUUCUUCCAAAGAAGAGCACCAAGUAA